GUACUAUGAUUUGGUAUGUGGCCGCUUUGGUAGCAAGUGUGCUCGGCGCCCGCGGGCUGCCCGUCCAAGGUGCCCUCGGCUCGAGGGAGGAGCCCGAGUUCGUGACCGCUCGCGCUGGCGAGAGCGUGAUCCUGCCAUGCGACGUGAUCCACCCGCUCACGGGACAGCCCCCUCCCUAUGUCGUGGAGUGGUUCAAGUUCGGCGUCCCCAUCCCCAUCUUCAUCAAGUUUGGGUUUUACCCUCCCCAUGUCGACCCAGAGUAUGCCGGCCGGGCCAGCCUGCACGACAAAGCCUCCCUGCGCAUUGAGCAGGUGCGCUCCGAGGACCAGGGCUGGUACGAGUGCAAAGUGCUCAUGCUGGACCAGCAGUACGACACCUUCCACAACGGCAGCUGGGUCCACCUCACGGUGCAGGCUCCCCCCACCUUCACGGAGACCCCGCCGCAGUACGUAGAGGCGAAGGAGGGCAGCAGUGUCACCCUGACCUGCAUGGCGUUCGGGAACCCCAAGCCCAUCGUCACCUGGCUGAGAGAGGGAGACCUUUUGGGUGACAAUGGCAAGUACCAGGUGAGCGACGGGAGCCUUACGGUGCUCUCCAUCAGCCGGGAGGACAGAGGUGCCUACACCUGCCGGGCGUACAGCAUCCAGGGGGAGGCCGUGCACACCACGCGCCUGCUCGUUCAAGGACCUCCCUUUAUUGUUUCCCCUCCGGAGAACAUCACAGUCAACAUCUCCCAGGAUGCGCUCUUCACCUGCCAGGCCGAGGCGUACCCCGGGAACCUCACCUACCUGUGGUACUGGGAGGAGGAGAACGUCUACUUCAAGAACGACCUGAAGUUGAGGGUGCGGAUCCUGAUCGACGGGACGCUCAUUAUUUUCCAUGUCAAGCCAGAGGAUUCUGGAAAAUACACCUGUAUCCCCAGCAACAGCCUGGGCCGCUCGCCAUCAGCCUCUGCCUACCUGACAGUGCAGUAUCCUGCCCGUGUGGUGAACAUGCCCCCCGUCAUCUACGUUCCCAUCGGGAUCCACGGAUACAUCCGCUGCCCGGUCGAGGCAGAGCCCCCGGUCACGCUGGUCAAGUGGAACAAGGACGGGCGUCCCCUGCGAAUCGAGAAGUAUGCUGGCUGGAACCUGCUGGAGGACGGGUCGAUCCGGAUAGAGGAGGCAACUGAAGACGCUCUCGGCACUUACACCUGUGUGCCUUAUAACGCCCUGGGUACGAUGGGCCAGUCUCCCCCUGCCCGACUGGUACUGAAGGACCCCCCCUAUUUCACGGUGCUACCAGGCUGGGAGUACAGACAGGAGGCAGGGAGGGAGCUGUUGAUUCCUUGCGCUGCUGCCGGAGACCCCUUUCCCAUCAUCGCCUGGAGAAAGGUCCUCUCGGAAACGGGGGAACCGUCUGCCUUGCCACGACCGGAGAGACCGGAUCCCCUGCCGGUGGCCGGCGGUGUCCCCUGGGCCGCGCAGGUAGGGAAGCCCAGCAGGAGCAAGCACAACACGCUGCCCGGCGGCACCCUGCAGAUCCGCUCCCUCGGCAAGGACGACCACGGAGAGUGGGAGUGCGUCGCCACCAACAUCGUCGCAAGCAUUACUGCCAGCACCCACCUUACCGUCGUAGGCACAAGCCCUCACGCCCCGACCAGCGUGCACGUCGUGGCCGCCAUGACCUCAGCCAACGUCUCCUGGGAGCCCGGCUACGACGGUGGAUACGAGCAGACUUUCUCAGUUUGGUACGGCCCUCUGAUGAAGAGAGCCCAGUUUGGUCCCCAUGACUGGCUGUCUCUCCCUGUGCCAGCUGGUUCCAGUUGGCUACUGGUGGAUACCUUGGAACCAGAGACUGCUUACCAGUUCAGUGUCUUGGCUCAAAACAAGCUGGGCACCAGCUCCUUCAGUGAGGUGGUCACUGUGAACACUCUAGCAUUCCCUGUAACAACUCCAGAGCCUCUGGUGUUGGUUACCCCACCGAGGUGCCUAACAGCCAACCGGACACAGCAAGGCGUCCUCCUGUCGUGGCUCCCUCCCGCCAACCACAGCUUCCCCAUCGACCGCUACAUCAUGGAAUUCCGCGUCGCCGAGAGGUGGGAGAUCUUGGACGACGGCAUCCCAGGGACCGAGGGCGAGUUUUUUGCCAAGGACUUGUCCCUGGACACCUGGUACGAGUUCCGUGUCCUGGCGGUCAUGCAGGAUCUCAUCAGCGAACCCAGCAACGUCGCUGGGGUGUCCAGUACAGACGUAUUCCCUCAGCCUGACCUGACGGACGAGGGUCUAGCCCGCCCGGUGCUGGCUGGCAUCGUUGCCACCAUCUGCUUCCUGGCUGCUGCCAUCCUCUUCAGCACACUCGCCGCCUGCUUCGUCAACAAGCAACGCAAACGCAAGCUCAAGCGCAAGAAAGACCCUCCUCUCUCGAUAACCCACUGCAGGAAGAGUUUGGAGUCCCCGUUGUCUUCAGGCAAGGUGAGUCCCGAGAGCAUCCGCACGCUCCGUCCCCCCUCGGAGUCCUCUGACGACCAGGGUCCGCAGGCCAAGCGGAUGCUGAGCCCCACCAAGGAGAAGGAGCUCUCCCUUUACAAGAAGACCAAACGAGCCAUCAGCAGCAAGAAGUACAGCGUCUCCAAGGCGGAGGCCGAAGCCGAGGCCACCACCCCGAUCGAGCUCAUCAGCCGCGGGCCCGACGGCCGCUUUGUCAUGGACCCGGCGGAGAUGGAGCCCUCCCUGAAGACACGGCGGAUCGAGGGCUUCCCCUUCGUGGAGGAGACGGACAUGUACCCCGAGUUCAGGCAGUCGGACGAGGAGAACGACGACCCCGUCGUCCCCACCUCCGUGACCGCCCUGAAAGCGCAGCUCACCCCUCUCUCCUCCAGCCAGGAGUCCUACCUUCAGCCACCAGCAUACAGCCCCCGGUUCCACCGGGCGCUGGAGGGUCCCGGCGCCCUGCAGGCCACGGGCCAGGCCCGCCCACCGGCCCCCCGGGCUUUCCACCACCAGUUUUACGGUUACCUCAGCAGCAGCAGCCCCGGGGAGGUGGACCCGCCGCCCUUCUACAUGCCAGAAGUCAGCCCGCUGAGCUCGGUCAUGUCCUCCCCGCCGCUGCCCCCCGAGGGGCCCUUCGGACACCCCACCAUCCCCGAGGAGAACGGGGAGAACGCCUCCAACAGCACGCUGCCCCUGGCCCAGACCCCCACGGGGGGCCGGUCCCCCGAGCCCUGGGGCAGGGCCGAGUUCCCCUUCGGCAGCCUGGAGCUGGCCCCCGCGCCGUUCCCCCACCAGCUCCAGCCCUGCGAGGCAGCUGAGGGCUCCCAGCCCACCGGCUGCCUUCCUCGGGGGCCGCCCCCCUCCUCCCUCCAGGUGGUCCCCGCGUCCUACUCGGGCAUCCUGCCCCUGGAGGCACCAAAGAGCUGGACCGGCAAGUCACCGGGCAGGGGUCAAUCCUCCGUGCCCGCUACCACCAAGUGGCAGGACAAACCUAUGCAACCCAUGGGAUGUCAAGGGCAGCUAAGACAUACCAGCCAAGGUAUGGGCAUACCCGUGUUGCCUUACCACGAACCGUCCGAGCCCGUCGGCCCCAGCGGCACAAGCACAUUCAGCCUGGACACCAGGUGGUACGAGCCCCAACCCCGACCUCGGCCCAGCCCUCGGCAGGUCAGGAGGGCUGAGCCCAGUUUACAUCAGGUGGUGCUACAACCUUCAAGGCUUUCUCCUCUGACCCAAAGUCCCCUCAGCUCCCGCAACAGCUCCCCGGAGCUGACCGCCCGCGCCCGGCCCCGGCCGGGCCUCAUCCAGCAGACGGAGGUGUCGGAGAUCACGCUGCAGCCGCCCGCGGCCGUCAGCUUCUCCCGCAAAUCCACGCCGUCGUCGACGGGAUCCCCCGCGCCCAGCAGCCGGGGGGACAGCCCCAGCUUCCGACCGACCACCGCCUUCACCCCCGUGGGCACUGGCUUCUCCAACUCCCAGGGCUCCUCCCUGCCCGUGGACACCAUGGAUGUUUUCGGAGACAUCCCCUCUCCGAGGAGGGCUGGCGAGGAGAUUCUCCAACCGGAGCCGACAUCCACCACCACGGUAGCCGCCACGGGAAAACGUCCAUCUCCGCCCGGGGACGCUGCUGCACCUGAGAGGCUCGAAGCUCUGAAAUACCAGCGGAUAAAGAAGCCCAAAAAGUCAUCCAAGGGCUCCUCGAAAUCCAGAAAACAACCCAACGGCUCUGCCUCCCAGGUUCAGCACCCUCCCAGCUCUCAGGUACUGUCGCCUGACGAAGCUGUCUGCCUCCGCAAGAAGAAGAGACACCCUCGUCAGGACCCCUUCGCCCGGCUCUCGGCGCUGAAGGACGACCUCUGCCACCGGCAGCUCCCCGAAGACCAGACAGCCAUUCUCAACAGCGUGGACCACGAUGACACCAGCGGGCACGCCACCCUGCUUUAGCCUGCGCCGGCCCCGGGAGGUUGAACAGGAGCGGUGGAGGGAGCUGAUGGGGAUGGAGGUGAUGGGAGAGAGGGGGGACACCCCGAUGCUGCUGCCUCUGCCAGGGGGUUCGGCGGCUCGUGGCGGGGACGAGCUGGGGGGACCCUGGGGCAGACGGGGAGGAUGCUUUGGGCUGGGUGCUCCUCGGAUCCGCUUCUCCCCCCACCCCAGACGGCUUCGGUGGUGGGGUGGGAAGGGUGGGGGGUGUUGCACCUCGGUUUUGGGAAAGAUCUCUAGGCUUCAAAGGCACAGACGGAGCUUUUGACAUCUGCGUCCGCAGUGCGCGUUUAGGGAGAAAGUAUGGGAUUGAGCAGCUGGCCCUCAAUCGCCGGAAGAAAUUAAAUGACACAGAGUGUAAUUAAUUGACAAGAACCUAACAAGCCAGACAGGAACUGGUAAUCCCGUGAAUCUGAUUAUGAUAAAAAAACAUGACCAAAUAAUCCCAGGAAAGCUGUAAUUGUGAAAAUCUCCCCGCCUCCCCCUUCCCAGCCUCCUUUGACGUGAAGGUAACAGCAAAACCACGCGUGACAUCUUUCCUUACCUAUCUCUGAAAGGGAAAAACCAGAAAGAUCCCCCCGAGCCUUCCAAUCAGUCUGAGGCGUGAGAAAUCACCCUUUGUCUGUGCAAAUGCUUUUGAGCCUCGGUGACGCGUUCUGGGCGCCGUGCGAGCGCGCGGGUGCGGGGCCGAUCUCACGCGAGGGCGUUUCCCCCUCCAGGUACGGCGCGUGCCAGCUUUGAAGAGGGUGGUUGCGAUUAAUUCUUCCCGACACUCUGUAUAUCACAGGCAAAUGUCCUUCGGUGCCGUGCAGUGAUGUGAUUUCUUACCGUGUGUGAUGCUUAAUCUUGACUCGUAACCGCGAACCGGGGCGACGCAGGCGUGCGAGCGGAGGGGGUUUGGCUGCGUUGGUCCCAAAAGCCUCCGUCGGCAGGUGCUGAGCCCGGGCGGGAGCGGCUGGAGGUGCCCAGCUCUGCGGAUGGACACGGACGGCUCCUCGGAGCGGCCGCGCAAAGCUAAGCCCAGCGUUUCGCGUCAGCCUAACACACGUUCCUGCUGGUCCCACCGUUCCCCCCUUCCUUUCUCCCGCUCCAGCCCGGCCGUGUCGGCUGUGACACCCGCCAGGGUCGUGUCCCUCCCUUUGCCCCCUGUUCCCCUCGGUAAUGCUGUUCUAACUCUUCACCAGAAUGUAUUUCCUCUUCGAAGUACUUAGGGUAGGUUUGGUGGCUGGUGGUUUUCUGGAUUGCACAGGCCGUUUUUUUGGUUUGUUUUUUUAGCAGGAAAGGUGGAACCCGCUCCGAGAACAGCCGGGCUCGCUUUCCUGCUCUGCCUCCACUCUCUGACUGCGUGGCCUUGGGCAAGUCACUUAACCUCUCUGUGCCUCAGUUCUCCCAUCUGUAAAAUGGGGAUAAGUCAUAUUUGAGCACUUUGGACAAGCACUUGGUGGCCUGCAGACUGCAAGUGCUACAUAAAUGCUUAGUGCUGAUACCAAGCAAUCCCUACCUUUAAAAUAUUUAGAGGUUUUUUUUGGUUUUUUUUUUUAGUUUGAAGUGGUAAAAUCAACCGCUGUAUCCAGGUUUGCACAGUUCUUCCUCUGCGGUAAAGUGCUAAACCCUCCAGCCUGCCUGGGAAUAAAACACUGAGUGUUUCAUGUAGAUAUUCUGGCUUUGAGUGGAUUCAGGCUGUAGAAAAAGCAUCAGGAGAACCGAAGAGCCUGCAGGCAUGUUUUUGCCCCAGGCUCUCUAUUUGCAUAUGAAACUUUUGUUUAUUCCCAGGUAGAAUUGCCAAGAGAUUCUCUGCAAUCUCGCCUUUAAUUCUGCUUUGCCUUGGUUUUUGCUCUUGCUGCUGGUUGAACCUCCAAGGGCUGAGAUGUUUGGAGAAAGACGUGAGCUCUGGGUUGUGAUCCGGCACUCCGGCCACGCCACGCUCUCAGGCCGGAGCCUGUCUAUUGCUCUGCCAAAAAACACCUGGUUUCAGAGGUUGUGCUUCCUCUCCCAGCAGGAUGCUCGGGAACCUUCGACCAACAAAAGCAGAGCACCGCGUCUUUUCCAAUCUCCAGGCCCUCAGUAAGGUUUGAACCACUGGACAAUGAAUCCUCUGAAUCAAUAACGAGAUAUUUCUGAGCUUUAACAACUUUGUGUAGGUGGUCUUCAAACCAUCAGCAGGUUUGUCUCGGGAAGGAGGGAGGGUCUGGCAGAAAUGUCCCUCUCUUUCCAGCCUGCACCAGGGCCUUUUAUUGACGUGACGAGUGACCUGACGUAAGAACCUCAACUCUCAGAGUGAGAAUUCAACUUUGCUAACAGUAUGACUGCAGAUUUCUUUUAUUUGAGUGUGUUUUUAGGGUUUUCCCUAGAAUCCACUCGGAUCUGAAUUGAUUUAAUGCCAUUCUCCCGCUCAGCAGCGGGGAAAACUCUGCCUGGCUCACUUCAGCUUGCUGGUAACUUCAGCUGGGCUGCUCCCGAUGGGCUGGGCUGCUCCCCACGGACAGGUGACCAUCGGGGCCGGGGGAGGUGUGGAGGCUUUGUGCUGGCCGUGCCGUGGCCAACUCGCUUUUCCUUUCGCUCUCGUUGCCUCAGCCUCUCCAACAGAGGGUUGCUUUUUCCUUUGAGUGCUUUCCAAACUGUUUAUGACGCCCAUUCGGAUGGGCAAGGCGCUGUCUUCAGGCUCUUGAGGUUGCUACCUCGGGACUGUGCCCCAUCCUGUCUUAAGGAGCUCUAGAGGACUUGGAGUGCAGGGAAGGUUGACGGAGCGUGCCGGCUUGCUGCGUCAGUCUUUUGAGAGUUGUUUUCCUUUUGCAGGUGUUUUGAGCCACUGGGCUUUUCAUGGUCUUCGACCUUUAGAGCCUGGAGCUGCAGCCCUCUCUCUUUCAGCCGUGUACCUGCCACGCUGCUGGAGUGGGAAAUCCCGCCCGGGCGCCUCAUGGAAGCAGCUCCUCCCUAAAACCAUCCUUAACUCCUUUCCCUGCUAGACCGAGUUACCUUCCGAUAGACUCGGGCCGUGCUUUGGCUGACUGGCUCACCUCUUGCUUUGGCAACCUCCUCGCUUCUCCCAGCCCUCUGGUUUCCAUGCCCUCCAGGGGGUCGCUCCUCUCUCCUCCCGCGGACCUGGGACAUCGAAGCCGUGUCAGACGAUGCCAAACGCUUCCCCCAUUUCAUCCCCGUUUGAACUCCGUGCCGCUUUGGUGGUUUGCAAACACAGCUGCUGCUGCUGCUGCUUCAUUUUUUUUUUUAAUUUUUUUUUUUUUCUUUCAUGCUGCAAAAUAUAUCUUGAUUUUUAUCUUCCUGGGCCAAACUCUCUUAUUUUAUAAGCUGGUCUGAGGUAGACGGCUCUUUCUUUAUCAGUAACCGUACGAUUCCUCCUUGCACAUUGUGAAUGCGAUGUUUCAUUAGGUCCCUUGGCAAAUCCUGGACCACGGUGAAAAAAUGCCUCUGAAUCACAAGGAGACUUGUCCCUGGGCUCCUCUGAGGCGUCAGUGCAGGGGUGCUAACCCAGUUUUGGGGGGUCCUUGCUGGUGCCUCUGCCUGCAAGGUGGCCACCGUGGGGAUGCUCCAGUGCCGUUUUCAUGCCACUGUGGGGGCUGCAGGAUUUGGGCACCCCAAGCUGGGGGAGAUGACAUGGAGAGGUAGGUAUAGGGUGUUGCUGAGAUCCCUUGGAAAGAGGGGGUGGUCGUGGGGUGCCGUCCCUCGCAGCCUCUCCAAUAAAACCUGUGUGUCCCUGUGCAGUCAGGGAAAAAGGGCAGGGAAAGCGCUUUGCCUGCUUUUCCAGCAGGACUUGCUGAGCUUUCACCCACGUGUUUUUGAGGUGACUUUGCCGUGCAAACCCAGCAGUGUUUCGGUUUCUCAGUGUUGACAUGAAGGAAAAUGCAAGUUACUGUAAGUGGGGGGGAAGGGGAGCGUUUAGGGCUCGUUUGUGGGGCCCCAUUUCUGUGCCUGCCACUUACUGCAUCCGGAGGCACUUGGAGCAGUGGGUUUGUAGGAUGUGGGGAGCUGGAGGGUCCCGGGGUCUCUUCCCAGUGUGAACCUCAGCAUGGUUUGUGGUCUGUCCCCCUGAGCAGGGGGGUCUCCACGUGCCCCCAGGGUGGUGAGGAGUGUCUCUGUGAGCAGGUGAUGCUUUUCCCAGUGGGAUGCUCAUUCCUGCUGCCCUGUGCAGGUCACCUGUGACUUGGAGGCUGAUUUGGGGCACUGCUGGGCUCCAGGCUGUUGAUCUGGUGUUUAUCACCUUGUCAGCUGGCUCGGUGCCACCUGCUUUGGAGGAAGUCUGGAGGUGACAGUGUUUGGUAAAGGGAAUAUAAAAGGAAUAAUAAUUUUCUGUACCCACCUCUGGGGGUGUUGAGGGCUCUGGGUUUGGGCUCAGCAGCCCAGGCAGGGCUUAGUCAUGUCUCAUGGCAUCCGGGCACGACACGUGUUCGUGACUUACUGCUGCUCACACCUUGCAGCCUGUGUCAGGACAAAACCCUCCUGGCAUUUUGGUUUCUCCUCCUGCUUCAGGCAGUGACGUAGAUUUGGGAGUUCUCAGAGUUUCGGGUUGGUUUCAGCUGUAGCUCUUGUCUGGGGGUAUUUUUCCAUGAGGCUGGACCUUCAGGGAUUUCCACACGUCCCACGUGGGCUCACUGCGGCCCCGGGCUGGCGGAGUCGAUGCUUUUUUGUGGAAGGAAAUCUUUUCAAGGAAGUGGAGUAAAAUGCACUGUAUAUAUGAGAUAUAAAUAGAUAGAGAAGCGUAGGACAAAGGUAGAUAGGUUUGCAGAAUUCAGUAGAUUUGCAUGUCAGGGGUAUGUGUGUCUCUAGGGGAGAGUUAAGAGCUGUGCUGAAAGGGGGAUUAUUGGGAUGGGCAAAGCAGGGAAGGGGCUGGGAGCAGCUGGAGCCCGAGGGGAAUUUGGGAAUGGAGAGGCACGCUGCAGGCGUGACCUGCUGCACACAACAAAUUGCUUUUUUUCCCCUCAUUAUCUCCCCCCCUCCAUUUUUUAUUUUUGCUUUGUUCAUUGUCUGUGACUCACCCGGGGGCCGUGACAUUGAGAAGCAGGAGGGACAGGUCCUCUCCUCUGCGUGUCCGACGCGCGUGGGGCGUGACACGGGACGUGACAUGGGAGGGGGACGUAAUGUUGUCUCAUCUCUGGUGCCAUCGUUUAAAGAAAAAGCUGCACCACGCAGAAACCUUUCCCUCAAGUCCCUCUAGAUGCUGCUCUCCGGUUACUCAUGUGAAAGCAUUUUGCUUUGCAUCUGUUCUUCCCAGAAAAGCGUGAGUCAGAAGGGAUGAGACGGGGGUACAGCUAAAUUUGUCCCUUGAGCUGAGGAACGCGGCGCCGGCUGUGCCAGCCGGCCCCAACAGUGACUCCUUGGAGGGACGAGAUGUUCUUCACAGUGUCUUUAUUUUAAACCUCAUUAGCAGGACUUUGAGGAUCUGAGGCAGAGAGGGGAUUUGGUCAUCAGUGAUGCCAGAGCCAGUACUGGGUUCGGGGGCAGCCAAAUUCAGGCUGUAUUCCCUCCAUGCUCCAGAGCCCAUCCCUGUGCUGUCUGGGCACAGUGUAACCCCUAAAGGAAAUAGGAUGUUUACUCCCAUUCCCCCUCUUCAGCUUAAUUUUGUGGUUUUGUUUUUUUUUUCCUGUUUCUGUGAAUCUUGACUCCCCUCUGCCUGUGUUUGCUGGGGAGGAGAGGUGGGAAGCACACUUGUUCCUGCUGGAGAUCUGUCAGGGAAUGCACGAUCCAGGAACUGAGGGUUGGGAAGCAGCAUCCAGAUUUGGCAAUGCUGGUGCCAGCUGAAGAAGAAACUCAAUAUUGCACUUAAUUCCCAUCAGUUGGUACAUCCCAAUGUGGAAAGGACUGGAUGCUGGUGCUGGGAACAGGCUGGAGAUGGGAGCUGUUCCCCUCCCCUGGUGACUGGGAUGAAGGGGGAGCUGCCCAGUGCCGUGUUUCCCCAUUUUCCCCUUUUCUGUGGUUUUGACCUGGCAGGUUUGUGCUGCCUGAGCUGUGUGUUCCCCGUCAUUGUGUGGCAUAGGCAUCUUCCUGGCCAUGCUGGGUGACCUCAGGACAUCCCCAAUCCCAGGGCUCUGGCUGACUUUUGAUAGUGCAUGGAUGGAGGAAGGACCGUACCUGGGGAGGGGGUGGGCAAGGGAAAGGGGGGGCAGACAGGCUGGUCCAGGCUUGGGGGGUUCAGGUGCAGAAAGCAUGUACUGUAGUGGUAGCUAAGGAUUUUUAUACUGGUUGCAGUGGGGUGGGAAGCUGGCAUCCCCCAGGGAGGAGAAUUUGCCCAGAUUUUGGCUUUACCAUCAAAAUGACACUUUCUCUCCCAGGGGGACUUUUAUUCUUGUCCUCCUGAGGUUGCAGGGGACCAAGAGGGCUGCAAAAGGGGGUGCCCAUCUUCCCAGGACUGAAAGCUCCUCUAAUAUCCCCCCACUCCCCCCCCCAGCACUUACAUUAAAAUAAAAUUUAAAAAAAAAACCAACCUUGAGAAAUGAGCCCCAGUAUCUCUAUCUAAAGAAACGAUAUUGGUGUAUCGAAACCGCAUUGUAUAUAAAAUUAAACAAAUAUAUAUUUACUUUCUAUUUUAGAAGGGGGGGGAGAAUAAAUAUUUAAAAUAAUUCCUUAGUAAUAGGUGUCAGAAACUUCUGUGCAGCAUGAGAGAGGCUGUCAGAGGUGGGGGGGAGAGUCUCAACAGCGGGAGCAGAGCGAGUAUUUUUACAUUAUAUUGCGCUUCAGCUUCUCUGCUUCUCCAUCCACCUAUAAAUAGACAAAAAUAUAUAUACAAAUAUAUAUAUAUAUAUAUAUAAAAAUUAUAUAUAUCUAAGUCACAUAGCUGUUUUAUUUUUGUAUCCAUGCCUAGUGCUGUUUGAGCAAUACGGUGGCGAGGGAGAGGAGGGCUGGGCGAGGCCGGGGGGCUCGUGGGGCUCCGGGGGAUCCGCCGGCUCCGGCUGCCGUCCCGGCAUCGCCGCUGUUUGCUGUCACGUUGCUGUUUCAAUAGGGAAAAAUACUGAAAAGGGAAAAAGCCCCGGCAUGGGGAAGCCUGGGCCUGCUGCCAGCUCGCCCAGGGCCACGGCGAGGGGGUGGUGUUUCCACCUAGGGCUUUUCUUUCCAGAGAAAAAAGACAAAUUUCAGCUCCGGGGGCGCUGCUCGCAGCGGGAAGGACGAGGCCGGCUGCGACCUGGGGGGUGGCACAGGAUGGGGGACGCGCUGUGGGAUGGGGUCCCCACACCACUGCCUCGCUGGGCGCUGUUGGCCGCCCGUCCUCGCCGCCCUCAUAAAUCCUGAGGGUUCCUGAAACCCUCCUGUGGUUUGUGGAGCCCCUCAGAGCCACCCAGGUGGCCACAGUGGGUCCCCACAUGUGGCUGGAGCAGGGAACCUUCUCUGUAGGCAGGUCAGUACCUCUCCACCAAACAGAGGAACUCUGGCCGUCGGGGUUUGCCGGUGCUGGGGAGGCUGCUGGUAUGCACUGGGGUGGGAUGGGGGCUCUCCCUGCCCGGAUGGGUGGGAUAUGAGGCUCUCCCUGUCCCAGUGAUGAGGAAUGUGCUGGGGAUACUUGGGGCUUUUCCUGCAAGGACCCGCCGGACCCCCUUCUCUGUGUGCCCGUGGGUGGCAGGGGGGGGAUGAGGAGCCAGUUUUGGGACUGAGCAAUGCCAGGGGGCAGCAAACCACCCCCUCUGCCUUCGCUGGGGCAGGAUUUGGGGAUUGGCUUUGGGCAGUGGUUACCCCUUGUGCUGUGUCCCACAAUCCUUGGCUCUGGGAGGAUGCAGAUGCUUCUUUUUUGGGCUCAGAUGUCCCCGAGGGGAUGGUGGCACAGACCCCGAGCGCUUCCACCCCUCCAGAGCCAGGCAGAGGUCCCUCACCGUGGUCAUGCCAUGUCCUGCCAGGCUGAGGCACGAAUGUAAUCCCGGGAGCUGGCCCCUCACAGCGGCACCGUGUCCUCCGUAGGUGUCACCUGUAUUUUCCAUGAUAUUUCUGUCUUCUUCGUCGGGUUGGGGAGGGUUGGGGGAGGGAUGUUUCUAAUAUCAAGCCAAGAUUUGUUCAGCACCAAUUCUUGAUAUCGAAGCAAAGCAUGUUUGGUGGGACUAACUUGCAUUUAUUAGCGGUAAAUACAUAAGUGAGUAUUUUAUAUGUUUAAAAAAAAAAAAAAAAAGGAUGUAAGGAGAAAGAGAAGGGAUGAGAUUUCUCACCGGUCGGUGUCCGGGCUGGGGGGGCUGCACUUCCCUCCCACCGUCCCCCCGGUGGGGCUUUGGGGUAUUGCCGGGGGUGGGCAGGGGGGGGCGGGCAGCUUUCUCCUUUCGAAUCACUUACAGAAAAAAAACAGGAAAAAAAGGAAAGAUAUAAAUGUUUACAAAGCACACUUUCCACAGUAGCGUUAACCCUCUGGAUGCCAAACAGACACAUCAAGAGCUGCUCCGCCCCUCCCUCCCUCUCGGCCGCGCCCACAGCAUCGUCCUGCUUCCCGCGGUUUGGUUUGGUUUGGUUUGGUUUGGUUUGGUUGUUCCCGCAUCCCCGCUGCCUCCAUCCGCCGCAGCCGCGCGCAUCUGGCAGGAGCUCGCUUUUCCCGGGAGGGGUGUUUGCUUCCCGCCCCCUCCCAGGCUCUUCCCGCUCGGCCGGCGGGAGCGCUGGGAAGCGCCCGACUCCGCUCGGGGAGGUUUUGGCUCGGUGGGAGAUGCCGGCACACGCUCCCUGCCCUCCCAGAUGCACUUUAAGGCCAAACUUCCCUUUUUUCCCCUCUGCGGGGCUGGCAGAGAGCAGGCAGGGGAUGCUCCCGAGGACCCAGGGGGUGCAGGACCUUCUGUACGGCUGUGCAGGCUCCAGUCCCUUGGCAUUCCCAUGUGGGAAAGCCCUGUAGAAAUCCUCCUGGAAAUGCCUACAUUGCCAUAAGGUUCCCGAGCCAUCCUUUGGGCAUUUGGAGGUCACACCUCCUUGCCAGCUCCUAGGGGAGCAUCCCUGGAUCACCCAGGGGGCAUCCCCAAAUCCCCCCGGGAGCAUCUCCACCUCUCCCUUGGGAGCAUCCCUGGCUCUCCGAGGGAGCCCAGACUUUUUAAUCCCCUUUUAAUAGGUUUUGUAGACUCUCUGAACCCUCCUAGACCUCCACAGGUAGCUCUUGAUUUAAUUCCCUCCUAACUCCAUAGUUUUCCCCUAAGGCAGGAUUUUCUUCCGGACCCAACAGGGGUCUGGUUGUGUGGAACAACUUUUUCCUCUUUUUAAGAAGAAUUUCUUGCCUCUGGAUAUAAAGACUAGACCAUCCAACCUCGUUUCCAUCUCUUGAAUGUCGAGUAUUACGAUGUAUAACACACGUUAGGGUGCUCUUUGGUGCUGUUUCAAUGGUAACCAGUGGAACUGACUUUUUUUAAUAACAAUAACAAUAAAAGAAACUUUAGUACCGCUGGUUCCAUAACGUUCGUUGUCGUGACUUAAAUUUUAUUUUUUUUUUGAGUUUCUUUUUUAAUUUUUGUUAAGGUUUUUGGUUUGGUUUUUUUUUUAAAUCCUUUUUUAAUUUUUACUAAACAGUGAGUAGCGAUCAGCUGCCGAAUCUCUGUGGUGUUGAUUUUUUUAGUGACUGCUGUGAGACGGGGUGGGCUGUGUCACACCUGAGUGGGAUUUGGGAUCGAGUCACUUCGUUUUGGAACUGCACACAGCAAAACUAGCGUUUGAUGGGAGCCCAGACGGCAACUAGAGGGUUAAUUUUUGAACUUUCAGGUAUGUUCCUCAGAAGAAAAUAAUAAUAAAAAAAUUAUAAAAAAAAAUAAGAGAAACAAAACACUAUUUUUUCAGUAAGCUUUUUUUUUUUCUGUAAACGAUUUACAAAUAAAUCUGACAUGAUGGUGCUGUA
This is a messenger RNA of Lepidothrix coronata (blue-crowned manakin), 14241 nucleotides long. It is a transcript of the gene IGSF9B, whose product is annotated as immunoglobulin superfamily member 9B. The record is from RefSeq and is a predicted model, not a curated record. The coding region runs from base 6 to 4415 and encodes 1469 amino acids. The transcript is spliced from 21 exons. Gene Ontology annotation, biological process: cell-cell adhesion. Gene Ontology annotation, molecular function: protein binding. Lineage: Eukaryota; Metazoa; Chordata; Aves; Passeriformes; Pipridae.